This is a messenger RNA of Rhodofomes roseus, 2047 nucleotides long. Its product is annotated as glutamate decarboxylase. Bases 134 to 1750 code for a protein of 538 amino acids. NCBI's taxonomy places the organism in Eukaryota, Fungi, Basidiomycota, Agaricomycetes, Polyporales, Fomitopsidaceae. Gene Ontology annotation, cellular component: cytosol. Gene Ontology annotation, biological process: L-glutamate catabolic process. The record is from RefSeq and is a predicted model, not a curated record. The transcript has 7 exons. Gene Ontology annotation, molecular function: pyridoxal phosphate binding; glutamate decarboxylase activity.
GACUGAUGAUGUCAUCAUCCCAUCCCAGGUCAUCACAUCCUCUCGACACCUAUAAAGACCCGGCCAGUCUCACCCUCGGUCUAGCACAUUCGCUCUCAUCCCCGUCUAUCCCCUCUGAAAACGAUAGCCCACCAUGGUCCUGUCCAAGCACCUCAACGCCGAGUCGCUCAUCAAAGCGGCGCGAGACCAUCCAAGCCGGAAGCAUGUCCAGAGCUCGAAUGGACACCAGAUUGUGCACCCGUAUGGUGCUCGCUACGGCACGGAGCCCAUUCCCAAGUACAAGCUUCCGCGCAAGGGCACGGAUGCCGAGGCCACCUACCAGCUCGUUCACGACGAGCUUACUCUUGAUGGUACCCCCGCCCUGAACCUCGCGUCGUUCGUCCAUACCUGGAUGCCGAAGCAGGCAGACCAGCUCAUGAUGGAGAACAUCUCCAAGAACCUCAUUGACCAGGACGAAUAUCCGAUGACGCAGGUUAUCCAUACGCGCUGUGUGUCCAUCCUCGCCGACCUAUGGCACGCCCCCAGCGCCCACAGUGCCAUCGGAACCGCCACGACUGGCUCUUCCGAGGCCAUCCAGCUGGGUGGUCUCGCCAUGAAGCGCUUGUGGCAGGAGAAGCGGAAGGCUGCGGGCAAGUCCAUCCACGAGCCCGGCCCAAACAUCGUCAUGGGUGCCAACGCGCAGGUCGCCCUCGAGAAGUUCGCUCGCUAUUUCGACGUUGAGGCGCGUCUUGUGCCAAUCUCCGAAGAGAGCCACUAUCGGCUUGACCCCAAGAAAGCCAUGCAGUACGUCGACGAGAACACGAUCGGCGUGUAUGUCAUCCUUGGCAGCACGUACACUGGUCACUACGAGCCAGUUGAGGAGAUGGCUGCACUGCUUGACGAGUACGAGAAGAAGACAGGUAUCUCCGUACCCAUCCACGUCGACGGCGCCUCUGGUGGCUUCAUCGCGCCAUUCGCAACCCCGAACCUGAAGUGGGACUUCCGCAUCCCGCGUGUUGUCUCCAUCAACACAUCCGGGCACAAGUUCGGCCUUUCGUAUGUCGGCGUAGGCUGGGUCGUCUGGCGCUCAAAGGAGCUCUUGCCCAAGGACCUCAUCUUCGAGCUGCACUACCUCGGCUCGGUCGAGUACUCCUUCUCACUCAACUUCUCUCGGCCUGCACACCCAAUCAUCGCACAGUAUUUCAACUUUGUGCACCUGGGCUACGAGGGGUACAAGGCGGUCGCGCUCGACGAUCUGGUGAACGCCCGUCUGCUCAGCCGUGCGCUGGAAAAGACCGGCUUGUUCGUUGUCCUUAGCGACAUUCACAGGCCGAAGGAGAGUCUCCUCAGCUCUGCGUCGCAGAGUGUCGGGACGUUCGACGAGGAGAACGUCGAGAACUACCGCCCUGGUCUGCCCGUGGUCUCGUUCCGCUUCUCGGACGCGUUCAAGGCGCAGAACCCCGACGUGCAGCAGGUCUGGGUGCAGACGCUGCUCCGCGCGAAGGGCUGGAUCGUCCCGAACUACGAGCUCGCGCCGGACCUGGAGGACGUGCAGAUCCUCCGUGUGGUCGUGCGCGAAAGCGUCAGCGCGGUGAUGAUCGAUCGGCUCCUGGCCGACAUCAUCGAGGUUACGGAGAACCUGGCGAAGACGGACUCGCCCAUGCAUGCGCUGAACACCCUCCAGCAGCGCAAGACCGUUGAGGGGCACCAUGGCAAGCUCGAGGAGGGCUCGGGCAGCAAGUCGAGUGGCACGUACGCGAAGCAGUGCUGAGCGCACGUACGUUGUCGGUUGUCGAUAUAAAAGAUCACCUGUCGAGGCAGGACCGCGCGCUGAAGGAACGGGAGGCCGUUGACGUUGGCGGGCUGCUCACCUGGGUACAAUGUACGUUAUGAAGGAGUAAAGAUCCCAUGUUGUAUCACUGCCAUAUUGAAUGGACUUCGGAAGCGACAUGGCAUUUGAGCGCCGCUACAUAACUGUACGGAAGGCCACUAAUGCCGCAGAGACUCUGAUAAGUACUUCCCCUCGAGCUACUAAUAGUACCUUAGGGAAGUUCUGCUACCAUCUACC